This is a messenger RNA of Pyrenophora tritici-repentis Pt-1C-BFP, 720 nucleotides long. Its product is annotated as glycoside hydrolase family 128 protein. Gene Ontology annotation, biological process: fungal-type cell wall polysaccharide metabolic process. The record is from RefSeq and is a predicted model, not a curated record. Gene Ontology annotation, cellular component: fungal-type cell wall. Lineage: Eukaryota; Fungi; Ascomycota; Dothideomycetes; Pleosporales; Pleosporaceae.
AUGCGCAACACACUCCUCCUCUCCGCCACAACGGCUCUCCUAACCGCCACCACUACCACAACCGCGCAAGCAACAGCCACCACAUCCUCCAAACGCGGCCUCUGCCACGUCCCGUCGUCAAAAAACCCCUCCGACGACAAAAUCUGGACAUCUGGCCCCUCGCCCCCAACCUGGUACUACAACUACGAAAAAGACCCCUCCCCAGCCUACGCAAACGACCCAUCCAUGCACUUCGUCCCCAUGCUCUGGGGCGCCAGCGCCUCCGACAAAGGAACCCCCUUCCUGGACACCGUCAGAAAACUAAUCAACUCCGGAAUAAAUAUAACCCACGUCCUAGGCUUUAACGAGCCCGACGGCGGCCACAGCACCGGCGGCUCCAACCUCGGUGUCGCCGUCGCGGCCGCACGCUGGAAAGCCGAAAUCGAGCCCUUGAAAGAACUCGGCGUUAAAUUGGGGGCUCCCGCCGUCACAGGCGCGGAGUCCGGGUGGCAAUGGCUAGAGAAUUUCUUCAAGGAGUGUGGUGGAGGUUGUAACCCAGAUUUCAUCCCCGUCCAUUGGUAUGGCAACUUUGAGGGCAUGAUGAGUCAUGUGGGCCAGGUGACGACCAAAUGGCCCAAUAUGACUGUUUGGGUUACCGAGUAUGGGUACCCGAAUCAGGGCAUGGAGGAGACUGUGAGUUUUUUUAAUCGUAGUGUGCAGAGUUUUGAUAGUUGGCCGUAA